Molecule: messenger RNA, 1362 nt
Organism: Aspergillus terreus NIH2624
Lineage: Eukaryota; Fungi; Ascomycota; Eurotiomycetes; Eurotiales; Aspergillaceae
Exons: 1
Coding region: 1-1362 (453 amino acids)
Source: RefSeq, a predicted model, not a curated record
AUGCCUUGGAUAGAAACAAAGCCUGGCCUUUGGCAGCGUCCAAUAGGCGACAAUGAGAAAUUCAUCAAGUUUAUAGGCGAUCGAUCUCAUCAAGUCGGCCGUGAGCACUGGUCCGUCACAGCAGGAGCGGCAUUCACAUUGAAUAGAGACUGGAGUCUUUCGGACCUAUCGAGCCACUGUCUCAACGCCUGGUGCGCAUUUCGGUUUGACCACCCUAGCAUUGCGUGCACAGUUGAAGGAGACACCGUCAGCUAUCAAACGCCUUCUAACGAGGAGCUGGCGUCCUGGGCAAACGAGACAUUUCACAUUCACGACUUGAGCACGACCUCUGACGACUUGAUUGCCGCUCUAAAACCAUCCAGGUAUCUCACCGCUCAUCUACUUCCUGGCGAGAACAGAGUGAUUCUCCAUGCGGCGCAUUGGAGAACGGAUGGCUACGGAGCCUUGCAGCUGGUGCAUGCAUUCUUGGACACACUAUGCAAGGCUGUCGGCUGCCACUCAAAGGCGAUUCAAUGGGGCGAGGAAUGGCGUCGCUUAACCCCGAGCAUCGAGGAAGUCCUCGAUCUACCCCUUACGGCCACGCCCGAGAUUCUUGAAGCCACCAAGGAAUGUUUGAAGACCUUGGCGCACACACGAGGGGCGGUAGGGACUGCGCCCUCAGGCGACAAGCUUGCUGCCCCUGCAGGAACACGAAGCGCACACUUGAGCCUGACGACGGCUGAUACCAGCGCCGUCAUGGCGGCCUGCGCAGAGCGAAAGAUCAGCCUUCUCUCGGCCGUACACGCGUCCUGCGCCGCCCUCACCUGGCUGGAAGCUUCAUCGAAUGACCGCGAUAAACAUUAUACCAGUACUAUGCGAUUCAGUCUACGCCCUCAUCUCCCCCCACCGUAUUCCGGUCCGGCCUAUGCGGCGGGGUUGUACACUGGCGGCUACAUGUUUCCCGUACCAGCCUCACAGUCAUGGAUCGAGAAUGCGAAGCAGUACGAAAAGGAGUAUAAUACCGGCAUUACAGAAGAUUUCUUGAAAUGUCGCCGCCAGUAUGCAGUCGAACUGAUUGGCAUCCUUCAACGGGGUGCACCACCGCCCGAUCCACCACCAAGCGAGGUUGACAUAUCCAGCGUGGGAGACGCCGAAGCUCUCGUGUCCCCACGAUUCACCCACAAUGGAACAAUACUGGAAGUGCAAAGCGUGGACAUUGGAGUUGAAACGCUAACGCGUCAAACCUACUGCUUUCUGUGGACGUUUCGGGGCCGAUUGGAACUCCAUUUGGUCUACAACGAGGCAUUCUAUGAACCAGAGCGUGCCGAGCGGAUGGUCCGAAUCCUUGCCAAAACCCUCCAAACCGAAUUGGGAUUGGCGUAA